Molecule: messenger RNA, 568 nt
Organism: Pterocles gutturalis (yellow-throated sandgrouse)
Lineage: Eukaryota; Metazoa; Chordata; Aves; Pterocliformes; Pteroclidae
Gene: TPRKB
Product: TP53RK binding protein
Exons: 4
Coding region: 15-542 (175 amino acids)
Biological process (GO): tRNA threonylcarbamoyladenosine modification; telomere maintenance via recombination
Cellular component (GO): cytosol; EKC/KEOPS complex; nucleus
Source: RefSeq, a predicted model, not a curated record
GCCAUCGCGGCGGGAUGCACCGGACACACGGGCUGGAGCUGUUCCCCGGCCGCAGCGUGACCCUCCUCCUCUUCAACCACGUCAGAAAUGCCGCUGCUCUGAGGAAAAAAGCCAUGGAAGGAUCCAUUGAAGGAGCACUAAUAAACCCUGCAGUGAUUGUAGAUCCUUUUCAAAUUCUUGUGGCGGCCAACAAAGCAGUUCAUCUACACAAGAUGGGUAAAAUGAAGACCAAAACUCUCUAUGCAGAAAUUAUUUUCAACCUUUCACCAAACAACAAUAUUUCAGAUGCAUUUAAAAAGUUUGGCAUUUCAGACAGUGACACAGCAGUACUCAUUGUUCUGGUUGUGGACGGAGAAAAAACUGUAAAUCUGGAAGAUAUAGCAUCUCAGGUAGAAGGCCAACAGGUUUCGCUAGAUGAACUCCCCCAGCUAACGGACACUGCCAAAGUUAAAAAAAUGUACAAAAUUACUCCUCAGGAAGAAAAAAUCGGCACCUUAUUGGAUAGUAUUGUUUGUAGAAUGUCAACAAAAGAUGUUUUAUGAAAUUGUGGAAAUAAAUUUUUUUAAAG